GGUCGGGGAAACCGGCGGCGCCGACUUCGGUCCUCGUUUUCCCACGUCCGCCUCACGCAAGCGCGCGGGCCGAGUGCGCGAGCGCCCCACGUGCGCGCCGGGAGUUGGAGUUCGCGAGGCGCACCGGGUGAAGCCGCCUCGCGGAACGAGAACCUCAUCUCCCGACGUGCCCCGCGCGCGCCUCUCGCGCCCCGCUUCCUUUCCCUCCUUCUUUCCUCGGCUGAGGUGCUGCGGCGUCCGCGAGCGGGAUGACGACGAGUCGCCGAACCGAGCGCCAACGACGAACCCGAAUGGCAGCGGCGGACCGUAGGCGGAGCCGAGAUUCUCUUGUCGGGCCUUGAAGCGGACGCGGGCGUCGCCGGGGCUGCGAGCGCGAGGGGGGGUCGAGGGGGGCCGAGCCGAGCCACGUCGGCUCACCCCGGUCAUGCAAAGUCCGCCCGAGGGUCCACGUCGAGGUUCCGGCGAGUCCGCCGACGGCCGCUCGUUCGCGCGAGCGUAGCGGAAGUGGAAGCGGUGAGGGUCCCCGAACCUCCGCCCGCUGGAGCUGACGGCGAGCCCUCGCGUGUGACGUCGAGCGGCGGCGGCGGCGGCGGCUGACCACCGCCGUGGAGGGCGCGGAAGGCUCCGCUCGGAAAUCGCCACAUACAUCCCCGCCGGCGUCAUGGAGCGCUGGGGCAGCAUCCAGCUGGACGUGCCCGACUUCGGCAACUCGGUGCUGUCCCACCUCAACCAGCUGCGGGCCCAAGGGCGGCUGUGCGACAUCGUGGUCCACGUUCAGGGCCAGAGUUUCCGGGCGCACAAGGCGGUCCUGGCCGCCAGCUCGCCCUACUUCCGGGACCACAUGUCCCUGGGCCAGAUGAGCGCCGUGUCGCUGACGGUGAUCCGCAACGCGUCCGUCUUCGAGCAGCUGCUGGCCUUCUGCUACACGGGGCGCCUGCGGCUGCAGCUGCGCGACAUCAUCGCCUACCUGACGGCCGCCAGCUUCCUGCAGAUGCAGGAAGUCAUCGACCGCUGCACGCGCAUCCUGGAGGGCAUCCACCUCAAGAUCGGCCCGGCCGACCCGGACCGCCCGCUGGCCGAGCGGGAGGCGGCGGCUCUGCCGCCGCCGCUGCUGUCGCCGUCGCCCCGGGGCCCGGAGGCGCUUGGAGGCAGGGAAGAAGGGGAGCCGCGCAGCCCGCCGGCCCGACGCCGCGGGGACGCGCUCCUCCGCCUCAACCGCGCCGGCGACAGGACGGGCGUCAAGACGGAGCGGGCCGAGCGGCGGAUCGAGGCGGGCCGCGGCCGGGAGGGCCCGGCCGACGAGGGCGGGACGGCGAGCGCCGAUGACUCGGGCUGCGGGGGCGGGGCCCGGCCCUCCAGCAGCCUCGGCGAGGCCGACAGGUCCAGCCCCCCGGCGGAUCGUCGACGGGCCGGAAGCCGAUCUCCGAGCAGAAGCGAAGACCCGCCGCGCGCCAACUCCCAGGGCUCGGAGGCGGCGGGGGCGUACGAGGACGAGGCGCCGGGCGAGCGCUGGUUCCGCUACAACCCGCGGCUGACCUGCAUCUACUGCUGCAAGUCCUUCAACCAGAAGGGCAGCCUGGACCGCCACAUGCGGCUGCACAUGGGCAUCACGCCCUUCGCGUGCCGCCUGUGCGGCAAGAAGUACACGCGCAAGGACCAGCUGGAGUACCACAUCCGCAAGCACACGGGCGACAAGCCCUUCGCGUGCCGCCUGUGCGCCAAGAGCUUCCCCUUCCGGGCCAUCCUCAACCAGCACCUGCGCAAGAACCACCCGGGACAGCGCGCCCGCGGCGCCUCGCCCGAGACCACCACCGGUGCCAGGGGGGCCUCCCCGGGACGGGAGGACCCCGAGGACGGCGGCGGCGGGGGGGAGCCGUACGGCGAGGGCCCCCACGCGUCCGUCUCCACCACGGGGCCCGACUGACACCGACGGGGGCCCGAGCGUCCGUCCCCGGCGCGGGGCCGGACGGACACCCGACGGGUCGGCGGGGAUGACGUCGCGUAACGGCCCCCGAGCGCGCCCCCCUCCCGUCUUACUUCCUCCUUCCGUCCUUCGUUUCUGCCUCAUGACAAUCCAGCGGCAAAGCGGCAGUCGCAGGUACGCCCGUUAGCUCCCGCGUUAGCGGCGGCACGGCCCUCGGGGCCCCCCUUGGACCGCCGCGGUUGAGUUGGGGUCUCGACGGUCCCAAGCUGACCUCACCUCGCAUAAGCUGAUCACACUCAGCUACCUCUCGUCUCUGCCGGGGGCUCUCAUCCUUGAGAUUUCCUGUCUGGGCAACAUUGUGAAGGAAAGCUGCUGGUAAAAGGCACUCGUUCGUCACUUGACCCCCCGCCCCCUCGCAUCUCUUCUGACCACGCGAUAUUCUGCAACGUGGCCCGUCGGGACCGGUGCCAAAAGAAAGCGAGCAUUAAGGCUCACUUGCCCUCAAAGACGGCUUAUAACGAAUGGCGAAACCCCCCCCCCCCCCAACCCUGGUUGGACCGCAACGUAGCAGAACGUGAAAGCUAACAAAGCCAACACACCUCAACCCGACAUCUUACCUCACGCCAUCCCGCCUCUCUCCGCACGGACACCCCUCCAUGUUGCGCUUCGGCGGCCCCGAGUUUCCCGGCCAGGCCCCGCCAGUGCCGACGGCUGGCGCGCUCGCUUUGGUCCUCCCACCUCGGGAGUCGACUCCAUCGAGCGUUGCUUGUUUGGUUGGACUCUUUCUUUGGCGAAGAAUGUUUGGUAGGCGGAGCCAAAGAGUCGAAUUGAAUAAAAAAUGAAUUUGUCUGAAAUUGCGCGCGUG
Molecule: messenger RNA, 2789 nt
Organism: Hippocampus zosterae (dwarf seahorse)
Lineage: Eukaryota; Metazoa; Chordata; Actinopteri; Syngnathiformes; Syngnathidae
Gene: zbtb37
Product: zinc finger and BTB domain containing 37
Exons: 4
Coding region: 662-1924 (420 amino acids)
Biological process (GO): regulation of transcription by RNA polymerase II
Molecular function (GO): protein binding; RNA polymerase II cis-regulatory region sequence-specific DNA binding; DNA-binding transcription factor activity, RNA polymerase II-specific
Source: RefSeq, a predicted model, not a curated record